Messenger RNA from Bacillus rossius redtenbacheri, 7304 nucleotides. It is a transcript of the gene CycT, whose product is annotated as cyclin-T. Gene Ontology annotation, cellular component: nucleus; cyclin/CDK positive transcription elongation factor complex. The transcript has 11 exons. The record is from RefSeq and is a predicted model, not a curated record. Gene Ontology annotation, molecular function: cyclin-dependent protein serine/threonine kinase activator activity. Lineage: Eukaryota; Metazoa; Arthropoda; Insecta; Phasmatodea; Bacillidae. Gene Ontology annotation, biological process: regulation of transcription by RNA polymerase II; positive regulation of DNA-templated transcription, elongation. The coding region runs from base 37 to 3960 and encodes 1307 amino acids.
UCGUGUUUUGUCGAUCGUAAUCCCGUGGAAGAGUAAAUGGCGGCCGAAGAGAAAUGGUAUUUUUCGAAAGAAUAUUUAUUAAAUAAUUCUCCAAGCAGAAGAUGUGGUUGCAGUGCAGAUAAGGAAUUAUCCUACAGGCAGCAAGCUGCCAAUUUUAUUCAAGACAUGGGACAAAAGCUACAAGUUACGCAACUUUGUAUAAACACAGCAAUAGUGUAUAUGCACCGCUUCUACGUGUUCCACUCGUUCACUCAGUUCCACCGCAAUGCCAUCGCGGCGGCUGCGUUAUUCCUCGCCGCCAAGGUGGAGGAACAGCCACGGAAGCUCGAGCACGUGAUAAAGGUGGCCCACAUGUGUCUCCACCGGGAUCACCGGGACAUUCCGCCCCUGGACACCAAGUCGGAGCAAUACUUGGAGCAGGCGCAGGAUCUAGUGUUUAACGAGAAUGUGCUGCUUCAGACACUGGGGUUCGACGUGGCAAUAGACCACCCGCACACCCAUGUGGUCCGGUGCUGUGAGCUCGUCCGAGCCAGCAAGGACCUCGCUCAGACAUCCUACUUCAUGGCUUCCAACAGCCUACACCUCACCACCAUGUGCCUGCAGUACAAGCCCACCAUCGUGGCAUGCUUUUGCAUCCACCUGGCAUGCAAGUGGUCCAACUGGCAGAUUCCACUGUCUAUCGAAGGGAAGAAGUGGUUCUGGUACGUCGAUAAGUCUGUGACGUUGGAGCAGUUGGAGCGUUUGACCUCAGAGUUCCUCAUAAUAUUUGACAAAUGUCCCACCAAGCUGAAAAGAAAGAUAAAGAGCAUUAAAAAGGAGAAUGCUCCAUUUCCUACCCAGAACAUCAACAGCAACCUUUUUGCUGAUCCUCGCAAGGCUUAUGGCCCGGAUGGGCAGGAGGGCUCCAGUAGCUCGCACCACCAUCCCCAUCAGCCUCCCGACAAGUCUGGUCCAUUCCCAACAUCCGUGUCUGGAAGAGGAGAAGGCCCUGACGAGCUUGAAUACCACUCUGCUUCCGGGUCCCGUGCCACCAUGAAGAGUUUGCAGACUCUGCUCAGAGGCGCGCAGUCGCUGCCGCCUCCCCCUAGUUCCCCAAGCUACUCCGCUGCCCCGGAAGAUGCGUACAAGAAAUCGCAGCAAGCGCAGUCGUCUGGCGUGCUGCGACACACGGACUACCCGCCACAGCAGAUCCCGCCUCCCCAUCAGCAGCACCCCCAUCAGCGAGCUGAUGCUCGCGACUACCGCGAGAAGAAGGACCGAGAGAAGUUCUCGUCUGAAGGCCAGGUGUCUGCUCCUGUGCCCAGCAGCCGGGACGGUGGCCAUCACGGAGGGGCAGCGCUGCAGAACCUUCACCACAAGGCUGUGCCCCCGAAGGUGGGGGCUCCCGCCUCGCACCACCGCCCUCCAGGCAGCGCGGUCAGCAUGUCCCGUGACGCCGCCCGCCGAGAGCAGGCCCAGAUCCGUGAGGCGUCCAAGCGAGAGAGUCUCCCUCGAGAGAUGCUGUUCACGUCGCGAGGUAGGCACGACCCUGCCCUGGACUCGUCGGAGCCCUCCGGCUCGCAGCAGAACCACUUGGGGAGUGUUGUUCCCUCUGCCGGUAGCUCCAGUGCGGGUAGGAACGAGUGGCCGGUCGAUGGUGAAGCUAGGGACGAGAGACACGGCUCGCUGCCCGGUGACAAGCGUGGUGGUGGCGGCGAGUUGCUGCGGCACAGCAAAGUUUCCAACGAACAUGGUAGGAUGAGUCAAGCACUCGGGGAAAAUAACUACAAAGACAGUUUACAUGGCAAUACGUACAAUCAUCGCCAAGAUCAUAUCAGGCAUAGAAGUGAACAAUACCACCCUUCGAGUCAAGUGAACUCCGACUCGGUGGAGCGGAAACACCAGCCAGAGUUGGGUAUUUUGAUGGACAGAAAACCAGCUCCGGAUAUAAACAUCACGAGUGACAGAAAGUCCUUGCUUGACUUGAUGACUCAGGAUAGAAAACCUCCGAGUGAGCCUAGUAGCUUAGAUAGAAAAAUGCUUAGUGAACCAAGUAACUUAGAUAGGAAACUACCUCAUGAGUUAAAUAGUGUGGUUGAUAGAAAGCUUCAACCAGAAUUGAACAAUUUGACGGACAGAAAGUCUGAACUUAGUAGUGUAAUUGAUCGGCAUGACAGCUCAAAGAGGUUACCGACAAAUGUGCAUUCAAGUCACCAUGUUCCAACAACAAAAAGAGAAGUCAGAAUUGAGGAAAAUUUAGAUGUGAAACCUCGUGCAAUAUCAAAUAGUAUUCCUAUAAACAAACAAAAGUCACGGUCAGGGUCACCAGUUGUAGGACAAUCACUCGGUCAAAGCUCAUCUUCCAGUCAUAGAUCAAAGUCCCCUAAUGUGUCCGUACAACCACAGAAACCAAGUUCAUCGCAAUUGCAUCACCAUCAUUCUGUUUCCGUUCGUAAUGGACCAGUGCCAGAGGAACAUAGGAUGAAAAGACCUGAGCAACCUAUUCCAUUUACACCAAAACUUUUGUCUACUGAACACACAAAAAUGGACAAUGACUCUGCUGCAUCCCAGACGAACGUUUCUCAGGCCCCGAGAUCAUCGACUCCCGUCGGUCACAAGGGUCAUUCUACCCCAGAAAAACCACCUCAUUCCGUCCGUGAAUCUCCGUACCCCCAGAGGUCUGCGAAGUCGAAGCAGCGCACACCUCCAUCUUCAGUGCGGAGACCUCCUUUGUUGGAAACCCCUACCAUCCCUCCUGUGUCUUCUGGUGGUGGCUUGACUUCUCCCUUCGGCUCACCACCUCCACCUUUGCCGACAACUCCAGGAAAACCAAGUGCUGCAAACAAUCCCUCAGCGAGUCUUCGAACAACAAGACAUCGCUCGAGUAGUUCAAGUAGCGAGCCCGAACUUAUUCCUGUUGUUACAAAAUUAGAUGAUAUAGCUGGCUAUGAAAACAUAAUCCACGAGACUAAGAUCAAGUUGCCAGGUAGAGUGCCAGAUAUAAUCCAGCCUAUUAGAGAUAGGAAAAAGGAUGAAUCUGUGCACGGGACAAACUCUAAAACCACCCUGGCCACUUCCGUGGCAAAAGAGUUGAAACCACCCGACUUGAUAAGACCAUUCCCAAGCCAAGUAGAAGCACCGGAGAACCAACAUGGUGAUGUCGGACCUGUGACGUUUUCACCUUCCCCGCUGGAUUUCGAAGUACCGGAUGUUUCUAGCAAACAGUCUGUUGAUCUCAAUGCUUCUCUGGAAAGUGUUAUAGAUGUCACCUCGAUAACAGAACCGCUACCGACCCUACCUUUAGUAGAUGAGUCGGCACUCGGAGCUACCCAAGUUGGAUCUGCUUCCCCUUCGAAGAAGUCAUCAGAUCACCACCAUAGAAGUGAUAAGAAGAAAAAGAAAGAGAAGCACAAACAUAAAGAAAAAGAUAAAUCCAGGGACAAGGAUGAUAAAGACAGAAAGCACAAGCACAAGCACAAAGACAAAGAUAGGAACAAAACAGACAGAUCAGUCGAUGUGAUGCCUGCAGCGGAACCCAUUAAGAUAACAAUUCCAAAGGACAAACUGGUAAACAUGACACCAACUUUGGAGCAGAAUUCGAGUGGUUCUUCAGGAAUAAAGCUCAAGAUACAGAAGGAACGCUUGAAAGACUUACCCCAGACAACAUCCAACAUGUCCCACUCGACUUCUUCGGGUGGCUUGAAAAUCAAGAUCACCGGGAUCAACAGCAGCAACGCGGAAUCGUCGCGGAAGAGGGACCGCAGCAGCCCCGGUGACGAGUCAUCUGCCGCUCCCACCAAGUCGGCCCGACUGUCGAGCAGUGAGCACUCGAAGCGAAGUGCGAGCGGCAGCCACAGUAAGCAGAACAGCGCAGAGGGUCAGCGGGGCAGAGGUUCGUCCCAGUACGCCGGGAACAAGGUGGUGCAGAAAUUGGCCGAUCUACAAAGCAAAGGAAAGUCUUCAUCUGGGAGUCAACCAUGACGAUAAUAGGCUUUAAGGAAAUUACAAAUUUUGUGCGAGUGUGUACAUUGUGUGUGUGUGUGUGUGGCCUGUUUGUGGGAAAGUUUGCAACAUACGAAGCUUGCAAAUGCAUUGUUCAGCAAUUUUUUUUUUCCAUUACAUAAUUUUUUUUUUUUUUUCUAUUUACCCUUGUUGCAUUUCCAUGUGCUUUAGUUGUCUGUAAGCAUAGUUGAGAGUCCAAUGCUUCACUGUAAAAUGUAACCUGCCACAAAGAAUGAACUUAUGCGAGCUUUUCUGACUAAAGGUUUUUGCCCCUCUCACCUCCUACAUAUUUGUUUGUACAUACAAAGGUUAUUUUUAUGCAAUGUUUUGCUUUCAUUCACCAAAAUGAAUUGUUCCUUUCAAUGCAUAAGUGACAUUAUUCUGAAAUAUUAUUAUGUCCUCAAUUAACAGUUUAAAUUUUAAUUAUUUGAAGGAUUCUUGUAUACAGACAUAUAAAUAAUUGUUUUUAUGCUUGCUGUAUAGCUAUAGUAGAUGGUUUUUGUUAGUUUUUGAUGCACACUUGGAAAUCUGGUGUCUUGUGUUUACUUUUUCAAUCACAAUUUCUUUUUCGUUUAUUUUUAUUAAUCAAAACUGAAAAAUUGCUGGACAAUAAAUUUAUUCUAAUUUGUUUCAUUGUGUGGAAAGAAAAUAGGUCUAUGAGUUUAAAAAGGGCAUCAUUAUUUAAAUUAUUUUUUAAAUUUUUUUAUAAUGAUUACUGUUUUGUUUAUUUAACAAAAUAAAUGUAUAGCUACUUAACAGUAGUAAUUACAAAUCUAGAAGUAAUUUUAUAAUUACUUCAAUGUGCAGGGUGAAUUGUAGAGUCCUGGUCGCUCGUCAGAAACUGCACUGGCGGAAGCUGCUUGCAGGGGGAUGUGCACAUUGUAGAGGCACUGAAGCCUUAGUUCGAACAUUCGUCGUCGAGACUACCUGUGGCAGUUGUGACGUCCCAUGACAUGUACAGUAUUUGUGAAACUUUCUAAAUAAAAAAAAAGUUGUUUGGGUUUCAGUGUCUGCAGGGAUUUGAAGUACUUGAAAUAUGUCGUAAUAAAUCAUUAGUAUAACAAAUUAUUUGCAUGUUGAUAAUUACCUCAGUGUACUUUUUGUAUAUAACAGGACACACAAAAAAAGGACAUUCAUCCCUCCUAAAGUUUGGGAACCUGAAUUUAUUCUCUUUGAAUAAAGCAACAUCCAACAUGAUUUAUCUGACACUGUUUUUGGCUUUGCGGCUAGUUUUACAUUGGUAUCUGUGGGUGCGAUUUGUAAUUGUAUGAAUUUGUUUUAGAAAGCAAUAAAAAUUUUUGCUUGCAGGUGGAAAUGUCUUGUGUUAAGUCUUGAUAAGAAUCAGUAGAACAGUGUAACCAUGGACUAGGCCAGUGAUAGCCAACUUCAUUCUUUUCGCUAGCCAGAUAUUAAUUUUUGUAACUUAUUUGGGGGGGACCAGACAAACAUGAAUAAAUAUUAAAUUUCUAACAAAAAAUUUUUAUAUCUUCUUAAUCCAACUAAUAAACUAUAAAUUCUAUUCUGUAAUGUGAUGAAGAGAUAAAAUAUAAUUCUCUUAAAAUUAGUAUUUAUAAGAAAUAAUUGAUUUUUUAAUUUAAGAAGAAUUAUCAUGGAACAAUAUAUAGGUUACAAAAAUAUAAAUAAUUAACAGUCUUUCUGUGAGAAUAUCGUGACUUUGCAUCAGUGACUGCUGACUACUUACCUAUUCUACAAUUGUAAAGAUGGUUAAUGCACUUCUGUUUACCUGAUAUUUCUUUGUUGCUAAAUUCUCUAAGCGAGCCGUACGCAAAGACGCCGCGGGCCAGAUGCGGCACGCUGGAAGCCUGGCCGUCGCUGGACUAGUCGGUCCAUGGUGGGGCAACUGCAUGCUGAGAGCAAACAUUUCCUGAACGUGUGUGCAUAUCUUGGGUGUUGGCAGUCCGGUAAAGGCUGGGAGUGGUGUGCUUGUUGGAGAAUUGGUUUGGUGUUCUGUUCACUUUAUAUGCUUAUUGGGAACUUUUUUUUUUUUCUGAAAGCACAGACUAAUCUGAAGUUUUGGGUAGCCAGGAAUUGGCAUUUUGAAUACUGCAAAAAAAAAACUUUACCAUUUUUGGCAGUUAGAUUUUUAAAAAAAAAACAGCUUGUACUUGUUUUGAUCAAGUACACAGGACUGUUUCGGAGAGUAUUUUCUUCCUUCUCCUUGUGGACUUCUUGGAAACAUCACUCCUACUUUUUGUUAUAGAAGUAUUGAAAGCUGUAAUGAAAGUCAGUAAGACACACCAUUUCAAGAUGAAUCAUGUUUGGGUGUUCAUCCAGUAAUUGUAUCUUGUAGCGCGUGUUUCAAGAGUAAUAUAAUUGGGUGUUGUGAACCGUACUUUUCCACAGAAAUUGAUUUUUACAGAAUAAUCAUGACUUUGAAAAGUAUGGUGAAAAGUGCAACGAAUAUGACUCUGUUCCAAACUAAUUAACUUCUAUGAAUGUUAUUUGCUAAUUUCUUGGAAUUACAUACAGUAUUCCAAAAUCAGGAAUGAAUGUUUAGGCUUUUUCCUUCCUUAUUAUGAAUGUGUAAUUGUAAAUAUUGACCUGUUAAAAUUUAACAUUAUUGCUUACAAAAUUUUCUUGGUUUAUAUUUAUAAUUUAGCUUACAAGUGAUAAAACUUUCAAAAUGACAUUUUCGUGCUAAUUAAAAUUUUGAAAAAUUUUGAAUAUGUGAUUCCUGUCCUGGAUUGAAAUUACUGGGCAAUGUGUGAAUACACAUAGAUCUUCAGACUCAAACACUUCUUUCAAAAUUAUAUAAGGAUUUUUGCUUCCACAUUUAUUUAGGGGAAAGGGCGGUUAUUAUUUAGUUAGUAUUUUAAAUGGGAUAUCAGGCUGUUUGCAAUGGAACAAGUCUGUAACCUUAAAGAUGACAAUUGUGCUAGAUGAAUUACUCAAGAAGUACAUAGUAGUAUAGUAUGUUUUGACUUGUGGAGUUUAAGAAUUUUAUCACCAUAAAUGUGUUGCUGUUUGCUGUGAAGGGGCAGUGUAUUCUGUAAUGCAUUGUUUUGUCAUAUUCUUAUGUUAUUCUAUUUGCCAGUGCAUAAAUCUGCUUGGCUCAAUGCCCAUGAUGACUCGAAUGAUCUUGAGGUUAUUGUGAUUUUCAUUUCCCACAGCUAGAUGUUUCUGAUUUUGGAAUAAUCACCAUGUGAUUACAUUUACUAAGGAAUGAAAUACUUAGUUAUUUGUAACUAGUCGUUCUCGUUUGUAUUAUAUUUGUUGAGUUCCUCAUCGUAUGUUUACUAUUUUUAUACCUACUUAUACAUAUGUAUAUAAAAAGAAUAGAAAUAAAUAACUUCAAAAACCAA